AAAAAGGCCCAAAUUAAUAAAGCUUUAACCUAUUUAAACCUUCUUAUCUACUUCCAACUCCUCUUAGCAGCAGCCGUAAACCCUAGCCACUUCUCUCCGGUUUUUGACCUUGCUCGAUUUAAGCUGUAAUUAUGAGUAAGCUUCAGAGUGAAGCUGUGAGAGAAGCGAUCUCUGGGAUUGCAAACGAUGCCAAAGAGAAGAAUCGCAAGUUUACAGAGACAGUUGAGCUGCAGAUUGGUUUGAAGAAUUAUGAUCCCCAAAAGGACAAGCGUUUCAGUGGUUCUGUUAAGUUGCCACACAUCCCUCGUCCCAAGAUGAAAGUCUGCAUGCUUGGAGAUGCACAACAUGUGGAAGAGGCUGAGAGAAUUGGUUUGGAGUGGAUGGAUGUAGAAGCAUUGAAGAAAUUAAACAAGAACAAGAAGUUGGUGAAGAAGCUUGCAAAGAAGUACCAUGCUUUCCUUGCAUCUGAAGCAGUCAUUAAGCAGAUUCCCCGUUUGCUAGGACCUGGUCUUAACAAGGCAGGUAAGUUCCCUACACUUGUUACCCACCAGGAGCCCCUAGAGAACAAAGUUAACGAGAUCAAGGCAACUGUUAAGUUUCAGCUUAAGAAAGUUCUCUGCAUGGGAGUUGCUGUUGGUAACUUGAGUAUGGAAGAGAAGCAAAUUUUCCAAAAUGUGCAAAUGAGCGUCAACUUUCUUGUUUCACUGUUGAAGAAGAACUGGCAAAACGUUCGAUGCCUAUACCUGAAGAGUACCAUGGGGAAGCCAUACCGCAUCUUCUAAAUCAGUCUGUAUCACCAUUUUUGGCUGAGUUGCGUUGUAGGAUUUGAAUUUUGUUGACUGCCCUCUACUAGUAGUACAAUCUUAAUUGUUGUGAGCUUUAGUAUACUGGGAUAUUUUUCUCAAAUGAAAUGGCUAAAAAUUUUCUGCUUAAUUUUAUCAUCAGUGACCUCUUUCAUAUUUGAUGUUUUUUACCCUAUGGGCAGUUUGAAUUUUUUGGGGUUGAUCUCCUUGUAGAAGAUUAA
Molecule: messenger RNA, 1024 nt
Organism: Chenopodium quinoa (quinoa)
Lineage: Eukaryota; Viridiplantae; Streptophyta; Magnoliopsida; Caryophyllales; Amaranthaceae
Product: 60S ribosomal protein L10a
Exons: 6
Coding region: 132-782 (216 amino acids)
Biological process (GO): translation
Cellular component (GO): large ribosomal subunit
Molecular function (GO): RNA binding; structural constituent of ribosome
Source: RefSeq, a predicted model, not a curated record